AUUAUUAUGGAACCUUACGAUUACGUCUCGGCACUGCCCUCAAAAGGUCUAAGAAAGGGCUUGCUCGACGCCUUGAACAGCUGGUACUGCUUACCAGAGAAGCCACUCGCUGCUAUUGAAAAAAUAGUUGAUAUCGAGGAUGGCAGCUCAGAGAGACGUGGAAAGCCUGCCUCUCAUAUCAUUUUUGGUGCCAGCAAGACUAUUAACUCUGCCGAUUUCAUGAUGAUAACUUGCCUCGAGAAAGUAUCCCUUUUGGAAAACAAAGCCUGCUUGGCUGCUUAUAUUGAGGAGAUGAAGGAGAUAUACGUUGGCCAGGGACUUGAUCUUCACUGGACACAUCACUCAACUCCGCCCACCAAGGAUCAAUACUUUCUAAGUAUUAAGCAAAAAACUGGAGGACUUCUUCGACUAAUGGCUAGACUCAUGCAUGCCUGCUCCAUUGACACUAGAUCAUCGAGCGCAAUUGCAACCGAUGCUUCCGAUAGCUUAGCAAAGAUCAAUCAAUUGAUGAUCAUGAUUGGUCGCUAUUUCCAAAUUCGUGAUGACUACAAGGAUGUUGUCUCCGCAAAAGAUGAUAUAGUCUCUGGAAUUCAAGCUGAUCUCGACCAAGGCAAUUUUAUUCUUCCUCUCUUGCAUCUCUUGUCCCAACAGAAAACUAUCCACAGUACACAGCUACUCAGCCUCAUUCAAGCUCGCGAAGAAGUCAAAGGAAUGUCUCUUGCCAUGAAGGGUCAUAUUUUGGAUAUGCUGGAGAAUGCGGGAAGCUUGGAGUAUACGAGAAAAGCAUUGGAGAAGUUGUAUGAGGAAAUAUUGGGGAAGUUGAAAGAUAUUGAGUCGGACUUUAGAGGUGAAAAUGCGGAACUGAGGCACAUCUUGGCUAAGAUCAAGCUGUGA
This is a messenger RNA of Mollisia scopiformis, 894 nucleotides long. RefSeq names its product terpenoid synthase. The record is from RefSeq and is a predicted model, not a curated record. Gene Ontology annotation, biological process: isoprenoid biosynthetic process. Lineage: Eukaryota; Fungi; Ascomycota; Leotiomycetes; Helotiales; Mollisiaceae. The annotation marks the transcript as partial. Gene Ontology annotation, molecular function: prenyltransferase activity. The transcript has 5 exons.